AUUUUACCGAAUAAGUGAUUAUUUUCUACCAAUCAUAAAGAUAUUGGAACACUUUACUUUAUUUUUGGUGCAUGAGCUGGAAUACUUGGAACAUCACUAAGAUUAAUGAUUCGAUCAGAAUUAGGUACUCCUGGUUCAUUAAUUGGAGAUGAUCAAAUUUACAAUGUGAUUGUAACAGCCCAUGCAUUCAUCAUAAUUUUUUUUAUAGUUAUACCUGUUAUAAUUGGUGGAUUUGAAAAUUGAUUAGUUCCAUUAAUACUAGGUGCCCCAGAUAUAGCAUUUCCACGAAUAAAUAAUAUAAGAUUUUGAUUACUCCCGCCUUCAUUAUUACUACUACUAAUAAGAAGAAUUGUAGAUAGAGGAGCAGGAACAGGAUGAACAGUUUAUCCUCCAUUAGCAGCUAAUGUUGCACAUAGAGGUUCUUCAGUUGAUUUAGCUAUUUUCAGAUUACAUCUAGCUGGAAUUUCUUCAAUUUUAGGAGCAGUUAAUUUUAUUACAACUGUAAUAAAUAUACGACCCCAAAAAAUUAAUAUAGAUCAAUUACCUUUAUUUGUAUGAGCAGUAAAAAUUACUGCUAUUUUACUUUUACUAUCCUUACCAGUUCUUGCUGGAGCAAUUACUAUACUUUUAACAGAUCGAAAUUUAAAUACUUCAUUUUUUGAUCCAGCAGGAGGAGGUGACCCCAUUCUUUAUCAACAUUUAUUUUGAUUUUUUGGACAUCCAGAAGUUUAUAUUCUUAUUUUACCAGGAUUUGGUAUAAUUUCUCAUAUUAUUAGACAAGAAAGAGGAAAAAAAGAAGCCUUUGGGACUUUAGGAAUAAUUUAUGCAAUAAUAGCUAUUGGACUUUUAGGAUUUGUAGUUUGAGCUCAUCAUAUAUUUACAGUAGGUAUAGAUGUUGAUACUCGAGCUUAUUUUACUUCAGCAACUAUAAUUAUUGCUGUUCCCACUGGAAUUAAAGUAUUUAGAUGAUUAGCAACUUUUCAUGGAACCCAACUUUUUUAUAGACCUGUCUCUCUUUGAGCUUUAGGAUUCGUUUUUUUAUUUACUGUAGGAGGAUUAACAGGAGUAGUUUUAGCUAAUUCAUCAAUUGAUAUUAUCCUUCAUGAUACUUAUUAUGUAGUUGCUCAUUUUCAUUAUGUAUUAUCUAUAGGCGCAGUAUUUGCAAUUAUAGCAGGAAUUGUACAAUGAUUCCCUUUAUUUACAGGACUUACUCUUCAUAAUAAAUAUUUAAAAAUUCAAUUUUUAAUUAUAUUUAUUGGAGUUAAUAUAACCUUUUUUCCCCAACAUUUUCUAGGAUUAAGAGGAAUACCACGUCGAUAUUCAGAUUAUCCUGAUGUCUUUACUCUAUGAAAUGUUGUUUCAUCAAUUGGAUCUUUAAUUUCCUUAGUAAGAGUAACACUAUUAAUUUAUAUUUUUUGAGAGGCCUUAGCUGUUCAACGUAAAAGACUUUCUUCCACUAGAAUAGUAACUUCUAUUGAAUGAUUACAACAUUUUCCACCAGCAGAACAUAGAUAUUCUGAAGUUCCGGCUUUAACAGGAAAUU
Anoplophora glabripennis (Asian longhorned beetle) is the source of this 1543-nucleotide messenger RNA. Lineage: Eukaryota; Metazoa; Arthropoda; Insecta; Coleoptera; Cerambycidae. The record is from the annotation of a RefSeq genome assembly.